Coregonus sp. 'balchen' is the source of this 20684-nucleotide messenger RNA. The record is from the annotation of a GenBank genome assembly. Lineage: Eukaryota; Metazoa; Chordata; Actinopteri; Salmoniformes; Salmonidae.
AUGUACUCUUUGUUCCAGAAAAGGACAAAAAGAACCAUAUCAAGGCAUCAUGCCCCGGAUAGCAUUGAAAGCUACUACCAAAGGUACGGUCCUGCCUCUCUUUCUCCCCCCCCCCCCCACCCCACCGCACCCCUCAGGAAGGGAAUCAUUCACGUUGUGCGAUAGGAAGUGGACAGGGCUGAGAGUAGGUGGGCCUCCAUGACAGAUAUAAUCUCCUCAAAACAAAUCACCACCUUUAGGAUUCAUUCCAGACCUCCACAUGCACCUGCUGAAAAGAGAAAACAGCAGUUGGACAUUUGGCUUACACAGGCUUAUGAUGGGCUGAUUAUCCCUAAUUCUGUUAAAUGUUAAACUAAUAAAUACGUUUCUUUUGGGGGGGGGGUUUACAGGCUAAAGGGGGAUUCUGAGAAAGAGUCUUUGCGUAUCACAAUCAGCCUUUUUUCUAGCUUAUUAAGCCAUUGUUCUGUUGGAAACGAGGCCGGGAUAAUGCACUUCUAAUCCACUUAUAUAACAACAAACCUCAGAGAUGAUCUGGUAAAGAUCUGAGGGAGCUUUGGUGGUUUCAGUUGGCGAUGGGAAAAAGCAUUUUUGGGCGGGCAAAGCGAGGGGAGUUAACUAACUAACUAUCAUGCUUGUCUGGCUUAAAGGAAGUCUGAGUCUUCUAAGCACUGCCGUUUUAACCACAGCAAGCCUGCCAUAUGCCACUGAGGCCGGAGUCAUCAGAGACUUUAACAUGUCUUGGCUGGCCUGGUCUCCUCCCCUCUCCCCUUCUGUCUGCCUUUGUGGGCUGUUCUUUUUUUCACCACUGUCUGUUUUUUCUUUGUUAUAAUGAAGGUACCUGAGCGAAGCCAAGGCACGUCCCUCUGUCCCUGUACUGUUGGAGCUGGCCAAUGAGGUAAUGUCAUAUAACCUCUAUUUCUCUACCCUUUAUGCUCUACUCUUUUAUUUUCCAUUUGAAGUGCGCACAAGCAAAUCUUGGUACAAACAUAAUUAUCCUCUGAAUACCCCUGAAUGCGUUUCAAAUAAUCGUUUUUCCUGUCUGUUAGCGAUUAUGAAAAUUGGACAAAUGGUCCGGUCUAUUAACCAAUUAUUUAAUGUAAUUAGUAUUUAUCCCCUUUAACGCAGAUGUGAAAAUAGUUUGUGCUUUAUUAUGUCAUUUUUAUAAUUGACAUUCAAAACUGCCACAGUUGCUUCAAACUGCAGACAGGUGAGGUGCAGGUAGGUCACUGACUGGUUCACUCUUCAAUUCCUAACAAUAUUGUUUUAAUCAGGCAGCACACUUUCCAAUCACACCAAAGAAAGAAAGAUGCAACUCUACAUAAGCCUACAUGUUUGGGGUUUGGAAUAAUACGAAUUUUCAUACAACUCAAAAUAUUUAAUGCUAAUUGAACAUGUACAUGUUAGGUUGAAAGUCCGAGUAUGUAUUGUGUUUAGGGCUAUCAUAGGUUACUAUGAGGGAUUUAUUCACUUCAGAAAUGGUGUGUGAAAGCGCUGGGUGUUUGUAUUAAAAACGGUCUUGGUGCUGUGAGUAUUGUUACACACAGCCAAGCUCCAACAUAUCACAUAAGAAUGAAUGUGCUCUGCGCUAGCUGGUGUCUCCUGUGCAUUGCAGCCAGUCAGUGAAAAGGUGUUUGGUACAGUAGCCGUAAGAUGCCAUGCUAUUAGGGUAGCUCCUCUCACAUCCGCCACAUCCUCAGCACCAUGGGGAAAAUGGAGCCACGGGCUCAAUGAAACAAAACGCCUGGAAUGUUUACCCAGAUAAUAGCAGAGAUGAGGUUUUAAUAUCCCCUUCCAAUAAUUAUCAUCUUUGUUCACAUGGGUUGGUUCAGCCAUAGGUAUCUAGGUAGCUCAAAAAGCAUCAACAUUGUUCCUCAGUUCAUGACUGUUGCAAUUUCAAAGCAUAUUUGUCUCUCCUCUUAAACCUUCUUUUAAAUGGCAAUCACAUUUUUUUUUUUGCAGAUGCUUCAAACCAAGCAAUGAGAUUCCAUGCUUCCUUUUCUAAAUCUGAAUAGUUCACAUGCAUCAGUGGCACCUCAAAGCUAACUGUCAUUAUUCAUUCUCCAUUUAAUAGACAUAAUUUUUUUCAAAGGAUUAAACUCAGCUCGGAGAUAACUGUCUAUGAACCAUUUAACUGUCAUUUUAAUACGCUACUUAACAUUUAAACCAAGCACUCAUGCUCUCGCAGACAGCUAAUUGAUCUAGUCUCAGCCCUUUAUGUGACAAUAUACAGUAUCUCCAACAGGGGGAAAUAGUUUUCAUCAAUGUUAAUAAUCUUUUUUCCCCUGAAAUAUUCUGCUUAUAGGUUUUUAUAUAAAAGUAGUUGUUUUUCUAACCUUUUUUAUGGUGCUUCGUGAAGGUCAAUUAAGCACAUAUGCUUAAUUGUAAAGCUACAGGCAUUAGACUGCAUUAGACUGUCUGUGAGCCUGACACCUUUUAGCAUCAGGGGCUCAAACUGAAGCUGGAGAGUUUCUAUUUUUUACGGUAAUUAUUUUCAGCAGGCAUUCAAGGGCCUGUGAAUCUUAGUCACAUGUUAAACUCAUGAAGUGCUGCGAUGUGAUUUGAGAAGCUAGGAGAUGGACUGAUGAUUAAUAUGAAAAUUAGGGAGAUGCAAGUACCUGAACUAAUCAGGUGGUCCUUAUGCAGACUGGGCCAGCGUGAGUAAUGUCGCCAUUUCUCAUGUGUCAGAGCUGAUGUGGGUUACUCGGGAUGGGAUGCUCUCUCGUUAUCUCAGGGUUUAUGUGAAUAGAAGAGGGGGAUAAGUAUUGGAUGAGGGGGAGAGAUGGAGGAGAGAGAGAGCCCUGUAGGCUACACAGACGAAGAUGCUGUCUGAGCUCCCUCCCUAAUGAAGAUGAAGAUUGUCUCCUAACCUCUGUAAUAAUUAUAGACAUGUUUGGUCUUUAGCUAGCUGCCUUUUGUAUGCAGAAUUAUGGAGAUAGUUAACAAAUUCUACCGUUGUCUUAAAGUCUUUGUGCAGAGUGGAGAGCUCUGUCUCUGCUUCCAGCACCAGCAGGAAGGAUCACAGAGGAGAUGAAACACUACAAUCUCUAUACAAGCUAAGGGCAAAUUCACUUUGGGGCCCAAUUAUGCUAACAAGAGAAAAAUGUUCCCCGGCUGUUAGAACAGUCGGUUUCUUAAAGUCGCUGGAAAUGGCACACAUUUUACUAGCCACGCUUGUGUAUUACUGAGGCAAUGGCGUUAUUAGGUAGUUUGUCAUUUCGUCUUUUCCAUUUUUAUAUUGUGCUAUAUUAACUGUCCAAAUUGCAUGUUUUUGUGUUAUUUUCCAAACGGUUUGUUACAUUUAGGGAGCUAGCAAUUUUGUUUCCAACGGAAGAAAUAAGAAAAUACAACUUUUGUUGCUCAAAUCGUUGCUCUUCAGGGUUCUUGUUUAUAGAUGUCUUGUUUUUAGCCUCCACCAGAGAUAAGCAAUUGGGGUACCUAUCAUUAUUUCUAACCUGUCUUGGUACUCAGAGCCAUACAGAAUAUGGUGCUACAGUGCAGAAUGAGUAGAGAAAUGAAAUGGAGUGGGCUGGUGGCUGGGAGGUUGGAUACCAGAUACCUUGUUGUCAGGGCCAGAUUCACACUGGUAAUCAGGCCCCCAAAUCAGUCAUUAGAGUUCCUCUACCUGUCAGGCUUCCCCUUGAUCUCCAUCCUACUGCAGCCCUCUCACUUCUCAAGGUGUCUUCCCUUCCUUCCCUUCAAAGACUGGCUCUGCCAUAGGUCCUCCACUCUUCCUCUUCCAGCGCCUGUGAUAUUAGGCAUUGUACUGUAGUUACCAGCUCCAGUCCCUCUGGUGUGUCCUGUCCUGUGUUUCUGCCUUAGUAAUCUUCAUAUGAUUAAAGCUCUGACUGGGUCUCAAGGUUGGAUGGGCUAAUUGUUGCACUUUUCAUUUCAGAUGAUGUGACUUGCACCUUCCUUCCACGUCUCUCUUGAUAGAAGUGAAGGCAUUUAAAGCUGGUAGCUUGGCUAUAUUAAGAGCCCAUUUGUUCCAGAAGGAAACAUUAGUGCGAAGGAAGGCUCCCAAAAACCAAAUGAUGUUAGGCCUGCUGUCGAAAGUUGGGUCAAGGUUGUAAAACAGCACAAUGUAGGCCUACUGUAAUUUGGCUCCAUUAGAAAUGUCAUUAUGUCUGUGACGUCAACCCAACACGGACAGCCAAUGUUUUUCCAAUGGAGUCAUUCUUAGUUCUUAAAAAAACUCUCACACAUCCAAAUGAUCCAAAAUUGUGGGAAUGUCCUUGAAUGUCUCACAAUUGUGCCAUUCUCUAUGGAGGGAGAAAAGCAAAGUCCCCUCCCCUGCUCUGUUUUUAUUUGAACUAUCUAGAUCCCUUAACCACAUAAUACUCACCCACUCUCCCCCCUUGUUGUUUCAACCCCUUCACAGGUGGACCUCUCCCCAGCGCUCAUGGCUCGCGUCAUUGUGGACAGGUUCCUUCAGGAUCAGGAGGGUGGUGUGUGUGAGUAGAGUCUUUCUCUCUCUCUGGUUCUCUCUCUCUGGUUCACUCUCUCUGGUUCACUCUCUCUGGUUCUCUCUCUCUGGUUCACUCUCUCUGGUUCACUCUCUCUGGUUCACUCUCUCUGGUUCUCUCUCUCUGGUUCACUCUCUCUGGUUCUUUCAUUGGUUCUCUCCGUCUUAAUUCCCUUCCUAAGGGAAGCUGUAGCAACAGUGCUGCUGCUGAUGUUGUUCAGCCCACGCAGUCUUAAUGAGAGACAGGCCACUACUACUACCUGGGGCAGAUGACUGACAAUUAAGCACUCGGAAGACCACCCACCACUUAACUGCUGUUUAGAUCAAUGCUAGUUCAUUUCAUCAGUGUUAUUUAUAACCCCCUCUGAUCUCCCCCUCCUACUCCCCCCACCCACCCUCCCCUCUUUCUUCCUCCCUCCAUCCCAAUUGGGCUCCACUAAGGAAAUGGAAUUGAGGGGAAAGUGUGGCAGAAAAAGCAAACGGUUGCUGCAUUGCGCUGAUGGACACAUGAGGGGAGAAUGAAAAUCCAGACACAUUUUUUCUUGAAGGUGUCCCAAAAAUAGACAGUUUGAAAAACAGUCCUAGUGCAUCGUGGUUAGUCUGUUUUCUUUCAUGGCUUGACAUUACUAGAGUCAUGGAAUGUGUAUAGAUAUUGUAGAUUUAAAAAAAUAUAUAUAAUGGCAUUCCUAUUUAAAACCUUAAUAUUCAUUAAAUAUUCAACCCCUUUAAACCUUUGAUAAUCUUGAAUACUUCAAGAAAAUAUACUAUUUCUGAAGUGUGUAUAUAUAUACCAAAUAAACAAAUAUUCUAUGAAAAGUUGCUCAAAUCAUCACCCCGAUAUACACUAACGGUCAAAAGUGUGCAAAGCUGUCAUCAAGGCAAAGGGUGGCUAUUUGAAGAAUCUCAAAUAUAAAAUAUAUUUUGAUUUGUGUAACACUUUUUUGCUUACAACAUGAUUCCAUAUGUAUUAUUUCAUAGUUUUGAUGUCUUCACUAUUAUUCUACAAUGUAGAAAAUAGUAAAAAAAUUAAGAAAAACCCUUGAAUGAGUAGGUGUUCUAAAACUUUUGACUGGCAGUGUACAUAAUAGCAAACUGUGUGAUUUAUUUUUAUUAGAACAGUCAAUAAUACUACUCCUUUGCCCAUCCAUACAGUCACAGUUGCCACAUACCUUGUAAACCCACAAUAACAUGCUAAUAUUACAAAGAGCAACAGGAUGGGGAACCAGGAGUUAAUUUGCCCUGGGUGAAGAAAAAACAUUUAGUUAUUUUCCAAGUGUCAACUGGAUGAUUAAAACGGGCUGUUAAGUGAGCUCGGGGGACUUGCCUGUAAAAAGGUUUAUGAGUAAUAUUCACUGCCAUAUUCAAAGUGAGCCGUGAACACCAGGGUAAUUGCUCUCUGUCCAUCUCUGCUCCACGAAGCGCAGCACAUCAACCCAACCGGUCAGGCCUCUGUAUAUUUGUCUUGUUGCUUAUUCUGAAGAGAGGAUAGGGUAGAAUAUGGCUUUUGGUAUUUCAUAGUCCUUCACCACUUCACCCCCUGUGUAAUGUUUACCUUUGCUGGCUGACAGUCUAGGUCUCUGGACUGCUCUCGGUUGCAGCAUAAAUUCUCCCCUUCAUUGAUGCAGUGGAAAACACGACCUGCUAUGCAAAACAUUCUGGAGGACAUACUGUAGCCUGCUUGUUUGGCAGGUUUUUUUUUCUUCAGUAUCUCUACUUUCUUGUAUGGUUUGUUGGUAUUUUUCAACCUUGAGACUUCACGUCGCCAUUUGAUUCUGUGAUCCUUUACCUCACCUAAUUCAUUCAGAUGAGUGUUCUGUGUUAAUUUCCUUCUAAUUCCUCUCAUUAACUGUCUCUCCGUCUUCGUCUCUCUCUCUCUCUCUCUCUCUCUCUCUCUCUCUCUCUCUCUCCUCUCUCUCUCUCUCUCUCUCAUCUCUCUCUCUCUCUCUCUCUCUCUCCUCUCUCUCUCUCUCUCUCUCUCUCUCUCUCUCUCUCUCUCUCUCUCUCUCUCUCUCUCUCUCUCCCUAUGUCACUCAUACACAUCCCACAUACACACACACACACACACAAAGAUCCCACAUCAUUUCAAUAGACACAUCCUGGGAAGCGUGUGCCAGUGGGUGCUUUAUGAGGGAAUCACAUGGUGUCAAAACACAGCGUCUUCGGUUUAAUCAAGAAAGAGAUUAAAGUGGAUGUGUGUUAUUUCAACUUCUCCACAGCACAGCCAUUUGUCAAAGUCAAGUCUGUGAUUGCUUUGGACCCACCGUUAUCCACUGCCUGUCAAAAUAGUAGUCGGAGUAGUGUGUAGAACAAGGCAGAUGGAGGCAUUCUCUCUCUGAGACGCUGCCUGGGAGACUCAACCUGCAGCCCACACAGAACCCAAACACUGGAACUAGGUGAGAUUAGCUUCUUGAAGGCUGUACGGUAGGGGUGGCCAUUUGAAAUGAUUUCUCUAUUCAAAAAGUAUCAUGACAUUUUUUAAAGAUAUCCGUAUAGUCCAAAUUCUAUACUCACACAAGUAAUGGGAUAUUGGAAUAUUCAAAUAAGAGUGCCCAUCCCUACUGUACAGAAUUGAUGUUGUAAUCACACAUGAAGUUGAAGGGAACCUUUGCUAGGAUGGAUAUGCAUUUAUGAUGUAGAAACAGACUUUCAAUAUACACGUAUGUGCUUGCAUACCUAGUAAGGUUUCUGUAAUGCAAUAUGUAGUAGUAAUGACAGCCAAAUAAUUACAAAUAUUUGAAAAUGAAAAAUGUGGAUAUUCUCAAUCUCUUGACAAUACAAUGCUAAAUUAUGUACAGGCUGCACAAAAUACAUACAUUCAUGAAUGCAACUAUAGCCUGUCUUCAAGCACAACAUAGCCAGGCUGUGUCAUCCAUACAGUUUUCCCAUGCAGAGAGCUGGUUUCCCAUGCAGCCAGCUAGCCAGCCUGUGUGAGGGUGACUUAUAAUUUGACACAGCCUCUCUCUCUCUCCAUCGCCUCCUCUCAGUGGUGACCUGCCUGGCCUUUGGAAUGAAGCGCUGCACACACAGUCUGGAACCUCCCUGUGUGUAUAUUAGACUUCUGUAAUGUGUUUCCAUUAUGAAACAAUGCUAGGAUAAUUGUAUUUGCUGGCAAUUAGCUUACAGGUUUGUUCAGGGCUAUUGGCAGGCGUAUCAAUCAUUUGCCCCCCCCCCCCCCCGCCGGACACACUGUGUGGUGUGUCGCAGGAGAGCGAGCAGUCUGCAAAGAUCAAUCGACUUCUAUAUAAGGGAUAUACCCCCAACUGGGUGAGCGACUCCUUUUCCUAGCACCAUCCUUUUUUUAUUCCCCUCUUUCCUUUGCAUUUAAGAGACGCAGAAAUGGGGCCUUUGGGACUGUGGAAUAUAUGUACAAUCACUAUAGCCAGAUCGAUACAGACUUUUAAAUUGUUUUCUGUUUUUCCUUGUUUUGUUUUGCUGGUGGUUUGUCUCCCCUCCCUCCCUCCCUCCUCCCUCCUCCUCCUCCUCCUCCUCCUCCUCCUCCUCCUCCACCUCCUCUUCCUGCUAAAGGAUUAAAGGGAGCAUCACUCAGGCGAGACGAUAGCAAAGCUAUUUGGUGGCGCAUGUAAAUAAAUCAAUAGAUUCAAAGCAGUUUCGUCACGUAUUGAAUAUGAUAUCAACAUCCAUAAUGCUCCUCGUCUCAUGAAGACAGACUGGCUAGAGGGGAGGGGCAGGUAGUACUGAAGCAACCUCUCCUUUAUUCCUAGAGAGCCAACAGCACUAUACAGAGAGGACAGUAUUGCCAUUCUAGGUCCACAUAAUCUACAAUUGUUCUCAAUAAUAUUCUUCAUAAUAUCGGGAUGAUUUGUGUAUUUAUGUGGAAUAUAUAAACCUACAUCCAUGCACACUAAUCCAUAAUGUGAUGAAGACUAGACAUAGUGUUUGAAGUAAAACGUUUUGAUUGGUCACCUCUUAGUUGACCUCAUGACUUGAAUGUAUUGAGGCUUGCCAAUGGAUAAUGAUGAUGAUACUCUAAGCAGUCACUAACUAGGAGAUUAGAGAGGGAUACUGAGGGAUCUCAUCCCCAUCUCAUCAUCCCUUCUCCCCCUUCAUCCCUCUCCCCCUUCAUCCCUCUCCCCCUUCAUCCCUCUCCCCACUGACGUGAGUUGAAGUGCCUCUAGAUUUAGAUACACUUUUUUUGAGGAGGCAAUUUUGCUAGCUAUUUGACCUUUUCCAUUUUCCCAAGGCCUUCCACCAGAUUAAAUUCCUGCUCUGUGUUUUCGAACUACGCAAUUGGACCGCUACACAAUUUAUUGUCAUGUUCGCUCACCAGAGAACCAUGUAGGCAAGGUUAUAUGUCGCCUACGUUAGAUGUUAACAUUUCUGAAAAUGUUACCAAUGUCCAUGGUUUUCAACAUAUUUCAUGUUUCUUAGAUUUAAUUUGUUGAUCACAAAAUGGAUGCUGCUUUAGACCCACUGUUAUGACUUUCAUGGUUUCUCCCCCAUUUGUCACUAAGGGCUUCUCUCUCCCUCCUGUUUGCACAAGAUAUGACCAAGAUUGGUGCUGGAGCAAGAAUCGCACAACAUCCAUACAGUCAUUUUGUUUUGAAUAAUGAGAGCCAGGGCACUUCAUUAGCAAGGAAGAAGUAAGAAAAAGAGUAGGAGGUAUAGGAGGAGGGGGGUGGUGGUUGUGGGCAAGGUAAGCAGGCGCGUGGCACCUCACUUGACAAGUAUACUAAUGACUUAUUUUCAUCAGAGGAACUGAAGUCAACCCCUGCUGCAGUCUGCAGUCUUAUGGCCUGACCCAGGAAGAGCUCUGUAUGGUAGAGCCGCCCCAGCCCAACCAACCACACGCACGCACGCUCUCAUUUCACUGCUAUCAGUGAAAAUCAGGUGGAAGUAGAUCAGUUCUGCACCAGCAACACCUUCUGGGACUCUGCUCCUCCCGCACUGACGAUACCACCCAGCACCAUAAUACACAUGGCAGGAGGAAAGGAAAAAUAGAAGGGAAAAAAAUGAUCUCGCUCACUCUCUCUCUCUCGUCUUCUUUUUUUUUUUUUUUGCGGGAGGAUACAUUUAAAAGGAGUAAAUUGGAAAAUCAAAUGAGGGCUUUAGGCAGCCGUGGAGAUUUGCAGAGCUGUCCGCCAGUGUCUGAGGCUCAUCCAUCAUGUCCCACAAGUAGUCAAUUCCUCCAGUAUCUGUAAAUGUUUUCAGAUAUUAGCCAAUUUAUAUGCUCCGAGAUUCAUCAUGGAAAAUCAGCUUUAACGGCGCGCAUUAUCAGGAGCCGUCUCUUUCCUGCUCCAUGACGUUUGAUGAACGAGCGUCCUUCCGCAGCUCAAUGGCUUGUGCAUGGGAACGAUGGGUUUGGGUGGGGGGAUAUGCAGGGCUUGGUCCCCUAUGAAAAAAGUGGGUUUUUUAAUUAAUAAACAAACUUGCCGAGGAGCUCAUCAGUGUCGUGGGCAAUAACGACCGCCAUCCAUUAUUGUUUAUAACGGUCCUCCCUCAACAAAUGUUGCAUUCUAAUGAGCUUUCUCAACAUUCUUUUCAUUCGCAUAAUGACUUUUUCACCCUACUGGAAACAAGGGGGAGAGAUGAUACAAAUUAAAUGAGUAAGGAAAGAGAAAUCAAGCAAGCUUACUAGUUACGUUCUUGUGGUUACAGUACCGAGCUACCUUCCUUGUAGCAUUGAGCGUUUUGUUUUGUGCGUUGGAAGCUGUACUAAAAGGGAUGUUGUGGUGUUUGUUUUUACGCUAGCUGUUUUCUUUAGCAAAUCCCAAUGGGAGGUGAAGCGUUUCCUUCUAAUGUUCUCCUCCCCUCUCCUGCUCCUUAGAUGUUGAUGAUAUGAUACCUCAGUCAGAAUUUAUGCCAACAUGGGACAAUUACAAUAAAGUUGGUGUAUAUUUACAAGGUGUAAAGUCAUGCUGCAGGCUUUGUUCUCUGCAUGUGAGGCUGUAACGUAACGUGUGUUUGUAGUUUAUUUGUUUGUGAUGAUGUAGUGUAUAUAUUUAUGUGUGUAUGUCUGUGCAUGUGUUUGUGUGUGUGUGUGGCCGUGCAGCUCAUGGCGGCGUGGCUUGCAGUGCUGUGCGAGGCGGGGGUGUCUUUAAUAAAUGUAUGCUGAUAUUCGAGGGAGGCUGCAGCAAUGCGAGGGAGACAGGGAUGCUGGGCCGGGCCAUGUUGUUAUUUACUGCCGUGGUUGCGCACGGCGCAUGGCGGGCGAAUCCCGGCCUGCAAAUGGCAUUAAGGCCGGCCUGUGAUGAAUGAGCAUUAGGGUAAAGUCAUUUUAAAGACAGCCUGAUUUAUUAACGGCCUGGUCUUCCAUUUUCAUCAGGUCAAUGCUUGGCUUGAAACUCCACAAUGUCAGCUCCAAGGUCACCCUCUUUAUGGCUAUUUUUAACCCCAUAUCUAAAGAAAAAAAACCGGAUCACUUAUCAUGGCUACUCUAAAAAAUAUAGAAUGAAUAACAAGAUGGAGGGAAAGGGAGCAUGUUAGUGUAUAGCUAAAGUGUAUACGUGUUAGUGUCGUGUUAUGUCAGAGACCAGAAUGUGGUGAUGGUCAACCUCCAAUUAUGAAUGCUAGUAAGACAAGAGCUUUAAUGGUGGCUGUUUGCCUUCGGGAAGGUUUAUUACACACUACUGUUUUGCAGAAGCAGCGUCAAAUCUAUAAAACUACCAUUAGGAGGGAGGAAAAUCAAUCAAAAUGCCAUUAAAGUGGAAUAAGUUGCCAAUAUUGCUGAUGUGGUUGCGGGUCCUUUGAUUUUCCUUCAGAUUAUUAGGCACAGUCGAGUAGUGACUUUGUUAAGAGAAACGAGUGUUGUUGGGGAGUAAUAUGUCUCUCGGCUUCAUAAAGUUUGCUGCCUCAUAUUUCCCGCUUUAUUGAUUAUCCAUUAUCAUUUGUCAUGAGGUGUCCUAACUCAAGGGGAAAAUAUAACCCUCUUUCUUCAUUGCCGGCGCUGCCUGCGCGGGAGCAUGGUAUGGAUCUGCGUGUGAAGGUACCAAUCUCUGAGAAAAAUGAGCAGAGAAAUAAAGCACAGCCCUGAGAGAGCGAGAGAGGGAGGGAAAGAGAGAGGGGAGUGCUGACUGGGCUUUGUCCUCCCUCUUGUUUCUCUUUCUCUUUCAGCACUGGGAAGAGCAGACGAGGGAUCAUAUUUGUUCUUCCUCUGCCGGCGGUUUGAUAGUACACACGAAGACUAGCACCUAUGAAGAAAGAAAAAGAAAGAAGGAAAGAGAGAGUGGGGGAGGGAGGGUGGAGGGAGGUUCUAAGCGAUUUAUGUGUUCUAGCAAAGAUCUCGUCAUAAUGAGGGUUUAGGUUUAAUAGAGGCUUAUAUAGCAAGUCAGGUCUUAUAAAAUCACAGUCCUUUUAAGUCGGUUUUAUUUCAUUGGACGCUGUUCACUCCUCUUCCUCCCCUUUCUAUAAACCCUUCAAAUUAGCCUUCUUGUCUUCAGCACUAUCAAUCUAUCGAUCUACACAUCUCCGGUAGAUUCCCUAGCUAGCUGUGUUUUUGGACAGGAUCCAUUAACGUCUGAAAUAUGAAUAGAAACAUUCCUGAUGUUGUCAGUAAUGCAGUGAGUCUGUCACGACCGUAUGUAUAUAUCAUUAGAAUGGCGCGCCUCAACCAUUUCGUCACACAAUGAUACAAUCCAUUUAAUCCAAAUCUUUAAAAAAAUGAUUUAAGGAAUUUUUGCUGUUGCAGUAAUAGGGAAUCAAUCCAACGGCUUGCAGCUCACUGAUUUAUAAUGUUAGUGGAGCUUGAAUGGGGAUGAGAGAGGCAAAAUAGUAAUCGUUCAUAACGUAGAUAAACUACAUGGGGCUCCUGUGCUCUGGAGUGAAACUAUGGAAAAUCUCAAUAGGCUCCAAGCAGCCAGGCAGGUCGAUGGACUAGGCUAGAAAUACUGCAGUAACACUGGUAGCAGCAGGGUAAAUGAUGGUAAACCUGACCUUGGUGUUUAUCUACUCUGUUGAUCAUCCACCUUUUGUAUCUCCUCAGUCACUGUUACAUUUCUAAAAGGUUUGUGAUACUUGGAUUGGGGCAUUGCUGGGACUGGGAUGACUUACCAUAGUUUGUGUGUUGUGUGCGGUCCUCUCUGUCCUACUCACAGCCUCCAAGCAAGUCCUCAACAGCAUGCUACGGGAGCCAUCUUUGAUUCCAGACCAGGCUUUAGCCAAUCACGUCUACCAGGUAUUUGAAGUAUACAUUUAUACUGUAGCAGAUAACAUAAAAGUCCACACUGUAAUGUAAUGUAAUUGUUACUGAAAUAGUGAAUGUGUAUUAUUUGUUCUUGUAAAUUAAUCCAUACUGUAUCUUUCUCAUGAUUAAUUUCCUGUAGCAAGUCUUGCAUGUGUGAGUAAAAAUUCAGAAAUAUUAAACAUGAUUCCCGACCCUUUUUAACGGGUGUGUUGGCUUCCUUCUUCCUUCCCCCUGCCUGUGCGCUGUAAUAUUUAUUCCCCCUCUUUUCAGUGCACAAUAAAUGACUGCUGUUAUGGACCACUGGUAGACUGCAUCAAACAGUAUCCUUUCCCAUAAAAUGUUAAGCCUGAAAUUGACGAGGAGCUAUUGAAGGGGAUGAGAUGUGUCUGGCUUCACCUGACAUAAAAGUUCUGCUUCAGAGGGGAAGUGUUUCAUCCUGCCUGCAUCCCGUUGUCCCCAUUGCAGGGGGUGGAGGAGCAGGAGGAGAGGAGGCUGCUGAUGUAAAUGCACCUCCCUUGUUCACAGAGUGAAUCAGGCCCAAUGUUCUAUGCCACAGGAAGGGGGUAGGCAUGUGUUAUUCACAGCCAUUUGUAUUUACUUCCUGUGGGUUAAGUGGCUCUUGAAAUGUGACAACUCCAAUAGAACAAAUAGGCCAGUAAGGGGGAUACGGUAUGUUUCUUUAAGUCAAGAAAUUAAGCAAAGUUGGAGUUGUUUUGGGUCCCUGAAAAUAAUUGUAAGAGUUAGCAGCAAUAGAGUACAUUGAAUGUGGUUUAGGAAAAUAUGACUUUGUGCCAUUAGAAAGGUGUCUUCUACUGCCAUUAUGCUACAUUGACCAUUUCCCUGUUUGCCUGUUCACCUGCCUGCUCAGUAAAGAGAGCAGUCCGAGUUAUCAGCACCAUGGAGAGUUCUUGGCAUGUCACUGCCACAUGAAAUAUAGCCCUCCUAGCUACUUCUUUCUCUCUCUCUCGGUUUGUCUUAUUCUAUCACACUCUCUUGUUCGUUCUCUCUAUUUUUCUCACUUACUCAUUGUCUCUCCUUCUCCCUCUCUCCCUCCUUCUCUCCCUCCCUCCCUAUCAGUGCAGCAGUGCAGGUCCAAUGAUCAGAGAGUGGGAGAUAGGCAGUCAUGGGCUGUCAAUGCCAGGUCAACACCACCACUACCUCCUCUCUCUUUCCCUCUCUCCCAGAUAGGAAGGUGUGGGUUGCGGCAGCAAGAGGGCGCAAUGGGGGGUCUAUUUGAAUAUUUAGGGGCAAGCAGCUGGGGACUGCUAUGUUUGCGGGGGGCAAGAAUCGUGGUGCGGUGUGGAGGGGGCUGGCUCUCUGUUCAUGGGCAGUCAACCCUGUCCCAUCCUGCCCUCCUUCCUCAUCCCCCCCUCUUUACCUUCCUUUCACCCUCCUCCCUCCAGCGUCAACUCACAUUCACUCACUCCGCCAAGGCCAGUUCAUGAUAACUGCCCCACUCCUAUGUCCUUUUGGAACGGCUCAAUGUGGACAUCAGAAGAUUGGCUCUGAUGCGUGUGCCACUCAGGGUAUGCAUGUAUUAAUCGCCAGUGUCUGAGUGAUGUGUGUCUGAGUGAUGUGUGUGUGUGAGGGGCAGUGUAAUGCCUGAAGGAGUUUUAGCAUUUUGCCAAAAAGCGAAUUAUGCAUGUAUCAGCCCUUCAUGAAUGCAGAAUGCUUUCCACAGUUUAUUCUAAAGGCACGUUAUUAUUUGUUUUUGAUCAUUUCUUUUUUAUGAGCAGUACGGUCCAGAGGCUGUAUGCAUUUUGCCAAAUUGCCAUUUGCAAAAAAAAUUGUUUUCUCUGAAAAGUUCUGUCUCUUUUGUUUUUGUAAUCUACAGAUUUGUUGUCAAAGUUGAAUUCUGAUGAAUGGCCUUAAAACCCCUGCUCAGAUUAUGCUCUGGCUAGUAUUGUGAUGGGCAGGAGCAUAUGAUAUGCAUAUCCAGCACAUAGCUUAGCAUGAGAGCUUAGUAGCUGUCUCAUCUGAUGUCAUGUUGAUGGGUAACUUCAGUCCCUGUACUAAAACAUGCACACACGCACACAUACACCCUUACAUACUCUUAACUCACGCACACUCUCACGUUGUUGCCACAGCAACCCGUUAAGGGAGGCUUGCCGUUUCCAUAGCAACCCAUCUCCCAGGUAAAAAAAACAACAACCUUUUGCAGUGGAAUUUAAUUUGAUGGAUUUGGAGGGAAACUGUUAUUCACUCUCGAAUGCAGUUGGACUUAUCAUUAAUGAGUGGUAAAUGCUGUGCCAUUACAAUGUAUUUCAGGCUGUGAGGCACAACCAGUAUGUGCUUGAUUUGAUCUAGACUCUAGAGAGACAUCAGUGUUUAUCCUUUGAAAAGUGAAUAAAAGUGACUGAGUGCUGGUGGGUGUAUGUCCUUAACCCUUCACCCCUAGUUCUAUUGGCCAGGAGGCCGAGGUGCUCCUACGUGACAAACUGAAAGAGAGAAACCUGUCCUUCUUAGGUAAGACUACACCUCUCACACCACAACAGUUAGCUUGCAUUCUGUUCUUCUGUUUUUUCACAGGAGGAGAGUUAAAAAAGGAAACGUGGACAUGAUUGAUGUAGUGGGUGUUAUCUCCCAUUGAUUUACUAACAACCUAGAGCUGUGUUAUCUAAUACCCUGUAUGUUUAAUUUAUGCACUAGCCCAGUAUGAAUAUUUGAUUAAAAAAGAGCUUCAAAGAUACAGACCUAAUGUUUGAUCCUCUCAGGUUUCCCCACUCAACAUGUUUCAUUUAGAACAUUUUGCAAAAUGGUCAGUUUCUGCCCAGAUAGAUUUUACACCUCCUCCUGAGUGGGGUGGGGUGGGGGGGGGGGGGGGACAUGAGGUAGUAUCUGUUCCUUUAAUAUUAAUGCUGUUUAAGUGUUCAUCUUCAGUAUUGUAGUCUCAUUAAUAGAUUAUUCUAUUCUUGCUUAUACAACACAACCCACAUUGCUGAAUUAAUGUUGAGUAACAUGUUUCUGAGUCCGGACGAAAGACUCAUAUUACAUGUAUCCAAACAAAUGCCCUGGUUUUAAUGUUGUAUUAGCUUAGUCCGUUUUUAGCCAUAAUCACACGGUUGACCAUAACAAUUGGUAAUUUCCCCUCAAGCAACGCUAGAGGCUUUUCCAUUGUGUUUUCUAGUUUAUUGCUGCCUUUCCCUCUCAUCCACUAUUGUCUUGUCCAGAGAGACUAGGUUAAGGUAGUGAGUGUCCAGGUGUGAAAUUGUUAGUUGUUUCCCACAUCCACUCCCCUCAAUCAGAUGAGUGAUGAAGAAAAAAAAGUAAUUCCCUCUGUCAUUAAGAUGAUAUCAUUUAUUUGGGCCUGUUGUGUUGACCUUCCUCCAGGCCUGCGUGGAGUUCUAAAACUGUCAGAGUUUGGGGGCCUCAGCAUGGCGUUAGGGGCCACAGAGACAGCCCUGCCUCACGACACCCAGCCUGAUAAAUGGAUUGGAAAUAAGCUCCCCUACAGUGGGGACAGGCCAUUCAUUUUAACCAAAGGUGAUGUUAAAAGGCGAUCGGCGCCGCAUGACAAUAUCAACAGCCCUGUAGGUGUUAGGAGAGAGACCACACCACACAGCCCCUCCACCACCACUAUGGGCCUUUGGCUCGAGGCUGCCUGCCGCAGACCUUCGCCUCUCCUCUCUCAACCCUCCACGCCGACACCACCCCUCCACUCUCCGCUCGGUCCCCCUUUCAGGCCCAUUAGUCGAGCUUGGCUGGAGACGAAGAGGCAGGCCCCCGGAAUUGAAUGACCUGGUCGGCCUGAGUUUUAAAUCAGGUGUUGGGCGGAUAAUGGUCAAAGCGCGCCAGGAGUCAAGGACAAUGGCUGCGGCCCGUGCAGGAAGGGGUCAGGCUCACAGCGGCUAUAAUGCCAAGUCUCUGUCCCCUUCUUUAUGAAGCUCCACCAUCCCAUCUACUGCUGCUGCUAGUGGAUCUGUGGAGAGUGGAGGAACUACCAGGCUUUAUACAUUUUGUGCAGUGGCAGUACAAGUGUCAGAUGUAGCUAAUGGUUUCACAGUUUUCUGCUGUCCUCGGCUGUGUCUUGGUGCUUUUGCAACACUGAGCUUUUGUUAUCACUGUGCUGUGGUGGUAAAGAAAGGCAUCUUGGGUAAAAUGUGCUGCUUGGUGUGAAAGACCUACUGGAUUUCUGAAGGGUCAAUCUAGGGAAGAUAGAAACUGAGCCAAUGCUUUUGAGUGGAUACAACAUUAUGAAUGUUGCACUGUAUCACUGCAUGUUGUCACCAAAUAAGUGUCAGCUUUUCUUUAGGUCUUUCAGGACUAUAAUAUGGGGAAAUGUCAAAAUGCUAAAAUUACUGUGAUUUCUGUAGAUGAAAACCAACUGCGAAGCAAAGGUUAUGACAAGACGCCUGACAUUAUCCUGGAGGUGCCAAUCGGUACGUAUUUAUUUACACGAUAAAUGUCAGCGGUUUUAUUUCAGUUUCACUUGUAACUGCUAUGGUCAGUUAGCUAAAAUAGCUAGCCUUUUACAGUUAUUUUGGAUAUGAGUGUCAAGCCUUUGUCUUAACAAUACACAUUUCCCUUCCAUUCUAGUUGAUAUCACUGAAAAGCUUCAAAGUCUAUUUAGAAAGAAAAUGUCACAUGUCCCCAUCCAAAUGCUAGUUCUAUGGCUUGCUUGAUUAUAUUGUCUGAUUUGUAGCUGCCUAUAUAUGAUUAUACACAAGUUUAUACAAUCCACUUGUGUUUUUUAUUAUAGUGGGCGGAUAGAUACUCUAAAGGACUGUUCUCAUUUGGAAACAUCUUAGGCCUGAAUGUAAAUGCUGAGUUAGACCAGGGUAAAUGCACAGAUCUGACCAUCCUAAGUACCUAUGAACUUUUGUGUUUUCUUUCAGCUGUGGAAGGCCAUAUUGUCCACUGGAUUGAGAGCAAGGCCUCGUUUGGGGACGACCACAGCCAUCGCACCUACCUGAAUGAGCAGUUCUGGAGCUACUGGAACCGGUAUGUCUUCUCAUUACAUUUACAUUUACGUCAUUUAGCAGACGCUCUUAUCCAGAGCGACUUACAAAUUGGUGCAUUCAACUGAUGAUAGCCAGUGGGACAACCACUUAUUUUUUUGUGGGGGGGGGGGGGGGGUAGAAGGAUUACUUUUAUACUAUUCCAGGUAUUCCUUAAAGAGGUAGGGUUUCAAGUGUCUCCGGAAGGUGGUCAGUGACUCCGCUUCCAUACUGCAUCGCAAAACCACCCAAACCUACAGUAUACUAUGCUUUCAGUACACUUUCUAACAUCUCCCAAUCAAACCCCCUUUCACAUCAUUAGACGCUCCCAGUUUUUUUUGUCUUUUGAAGGUAGGUCACGCAUAGGUCAUAUAGUUGUGUGUAAACAACUUCCUUCAAAUGCAGGUCAUAUCCACUCCAAACAUCCCCACAGUGUAACAUUACACACUUCCUCCCAAAGAGGGCCACUGUAUCAACAUACGUGUAGUAGGACUAUAUUACAAUACUAGUCACUUCCAUCCUGGUCCUGGGGGUCAUUGAGAACCUCUCUGGGGCUGGAUUGUUUUCCAGAGUACACAACACAUUGCUUUGGAAGGGAAACGCGGAAACGGAAGGGUGAUUAAUCCCUUAGAUUCUGUUGUCAUGAGAACCCCUGGACAGGAACGAGGAAGGGGGGGCUGGAUGGUCCCACGCUGGGGAGGAACAGAGGCGUGCUGCCGGCCUCGUGUAGAGGCCCCUCAGUCAGGACUCAACCACAACACGACAUGCAUACAGCACAGGGCCUCUUGUCAUUGUCUCUGAGUAGUAUUCACACUCCAGGCAUCUGCCAGGGAGUCUCAGAGAGGGAAGCCAGGCCCACGACGUCUCCCUUGAGGAGUUAACAAAGUUUGUCGUGUUUGAAAACAAACUGUAGCGGGAGGGGAAGUGAGGUAUGCUGGCUCACAGCCGUUUGUGAAUUCCACUUUCUCAGAAGAUAGGUCUUUUUUUUCUCUUCUGUACAGCAAAUGUACAAAUGGUGAUCAAGUAGAAAUCCUUAGUCCUUGGGUUGUACUGGUGAAAUGAUCUAUGAUGUGACCAGAGCAUCAUUCACACUGUCGUGGCUCAUAUAAACCCAUAUCGUCCCUCUGAGCGCCCAGACCGCCCGCCUGCCUGGCCAGUAGGGGCUUCUCUUACUCACUCACCGUUGUGAUGGCUUCCAUAGUGCCAGGCGCCAUGGAGACCUCACCUUACAGGAUUAGUAACCAAGCUACCGACACAGCAACCCAAGUGUGUUUUGUGUCGGGGCAUGGCGGAAGCGAAUUGAGGGGCGAAAGUGCUCGCGCAUGGCCUAUCUCUCCUGCCUCAACCAUGGCUUCCAAAUGCACUGAGCCUGAAAGGUCACCCCCAGCGCUCCUACCGCCCCCAUCCUCACGUCUUGGCCACUACAGCCCCAACCCUUGCCCCCCUCAGCUGUGACGGCCCGCUGACACAUAGUGAUAUGACGACCAGUGCCGGAAGGUUCCAGCCUCCACAUGCUGUGUCCAGAGACCAGGCAGAGCCAGGCUGUGUGGAGAGGCUGCAGCAGAGAGAACAGCCUAAGUUUGUUUGGUUAACUGAUAGUUGUCACUUUGUCAAAAGGUCAUAAUGGCAAAGUAAUAUGAUGAAUCCGUUUGCCAGCAGAGUGAUAAUGACAGUUAUAAUUGACAGCAAUUUGUCAGUCUCAUAUGUCACAAAUAUAAUUACUUUGAUUAUUUUUAUGAUAUUACCGAUAUUUAUAUUAAAACGUAAAUUUGGAAAUUGAGGUGAAUGGCAUGGAAUAGUUUUACAGCGGGAGAGCAUUAAGCAUGUUUAUAGACAAUUACUUCCUGAUUGACUUAACAGAUGCCAUCUAACCAAACAUCUGCCUUCCAGGGAGGAUGAUUCAACGAUAUACUGAGCAGUGAAAUGAAAGAGACUAGCAGGAUGCCAAGGUCAUAAUCAACAAUGUGUUUUAUUUUCUCAGUCUAAUAUAGUUUUAUUUGGAAAUGGCAUUCUUCCCAAAGUCAGGGGGGAAAGAAAUGCUCUGAGCUCUGUGGCAUUUGAUAAUGUUGGCGACCCCAGGAACCCAAUGUCACUGGAGUGUGACACUCGAAGGACCAUCUUUGAUGGCUGCCAUUUUUAGUGUGCCUCAUUAAAGCCCCUUUAAGAAAGUUGUUGACCAGAAAAAAGUUUGGCCUGGGAUCCAGAACAUUCCUAUACCAUGAGGGGAUGAAUGGCGUUUAAUGAGAAAACACUUGAAUGAAAACUGUCUCAGUCAAUCAAAUCUGACAUGAUAUACGAGUCAAAGUUUGAGAGACGGGUCUUUUAUUCCCAUUAGGUCCUAUGAUUAGUACCACAGGCAGCACGAGAUGGCAGCAAUAACAUCAGACGAUUGAGACUUUGCCUCUGUGCCCAGCCCAAGUCCAUGUACUCUAGUCUGUUGUUGUUGUAUUGAGAGGACAAUAGCACAUAUCCAUCUACCUGCUUCAACAGAAGCUCUUGGUAUUAAACUAGAGUUAUGGAAUACAAACGGAUAAACUGAUCGGAAGAUUGCUUCUGUAAGCCUAAGAACCUAAGAUAUCUGUCCAUUCAUGUCUUCAUUGGUAUUCAGUGCAGUGGCCUUGUCGGGGUACGUUAAGGAACUGACAGUGUAGAUCCCAUCAUGUCAGCCAACGGCCUGGUCAGAUAAACGUUGCCGUGUCAAAAAAAUGUCAGUUCCUUCAGACCCCACCUUUCCCAGCACCCUUGUAAUUUUUAAUUGACAUUUACUGCUGACAUUUUGAAUGCGCUCCCUCGUAUUGUUAGGCCUGCAUCGUAGAGUCUGAGAGGCAUGAGCUGCCCCUGCACUUAGUGUGUGUGUGUGUGUCGAGGGAGGAAGGCAAUGAAUUUGGGGUCACUGCAUUGUUUGCAGUCACAACCAUGUGAAGCCAGAGAGCGAGAGAGCGAACAAGAGAAGGGGAGCGAGGGAGGGAGAGAGAAUGAUGGGGUGACAUCAUCCUCCCUUCUCUUCUCAUUAGCAGUAUCAUUUCAUGUGACGGGUCCUGGAGGGCUGAGGGCCUUUGUGUUUGUCCAUUCCUUCAUUCACCCAUUCCUCAAAGACAGGUUCCAGUGGAGCCAGUCCCAGCCCUUUGGUUUCCCUUCUACAUGA